Molecule: messenger RNA, 7114 nt
Organism: Esox lucius (northern pike)
Lineage: Eukaryota; Metazoa; Chordata; Actinopteri; Esociformes; Esocidae
Exons: 16
Coding region: 625-6327 (1900 amino acids)
Biological process (GO): positive regulation of translation
Cellular component (GO): cytoplasmic stress granule; cytosol
Molecular function (GO): mRNA 3'-UTR binding
Source: RefSeq, a predicted model, not a curated record
CCACCACCUGUCACCCUCCUCUGACUGGGUCUGGUGUAUCGGAUAACAAGUAGGGCAAAGGUUUUGACCACCACGAAUGAUUGUCUGCGCCUAACUAAGGCCCAGGGUUUUUCUCAUAUAAGGUUGACCAGGAAACCAUACUACCUGUAAUCAUAUGUGCUGUUCUGAUUGUUGGGUCACAACCCGAGCAUUCUGUAGUGGCCUGGGAGAGAGGAGGAUGGGUGAGUUAUAGUGGCGGGGGCAAAGACAGAAUGCGUGAGGUGAAUGGAGAGAGAAUGAAAGAGUGAGUAAAAGAGAGUGGGAUAAGCGCGACAGGUCAAAGGGGGAUAGAGUGUGUGGGGAGGGGGGCAUUGCUGGUUGUUUGGCAAUGAGCCAGAGUACUAAUCCUAUUCAACUAUAGCCUCAUAUACAUACACACACACGCAUUGGGAGGUGGCCUUGAGUGGCAGGGCCAUGUGAGCUCCUUCACGUGUGCUAUUCCGGGCAUGGGAGGAGUAAAGCCAGGGACAAGGAGGGGAAAUAGUUUUGGGUCUUUUCUUUUUCCGCCUGAGACGGGUGAGUGAGAGGAUCUGCUGUUUGUUUGUAAGCUCCUUGGCUCUUUCUGAGGCCGGUAGCGUAGUGAAGAUGGGUCACUGCUGCAGUAAGGAGCUGAGCCAGGGGAGGCCGAGUGAGACGACCAGGCUGCUCCAGGCGUCCAGCCCGGAGGGACUGAGAGUCAGGACCCAGGACGGGCUACACGCCAAUGCCCUGGCUCAAUGUGCGUCUGAACAGCUGGCUCGACACGCAAGUGGCCCGGAUGGACCGGCCGACCUGAAACAUCCUGGCCGCGAGGAGCAGAAGAACGUUGUGGUCCGCGACGUGGUGUCGACGGGUCCCGUGCCGAGGGGUAGCAGACAGAGCGGGGGGACACUCAGCCCGGAACGCUCGCACGAGAAGGAACCGGCUAUUAUUAACGCCUCCCCGGGCCCCGGCGUGGUCACACAGACAGGCGUGGACGUGCACACACACACAGAGGUGACGGGGGCAGGCGCGUCUCGCAAACACACUGCCAAGGCCAACGGAGGGAAUGUUCCAUAUAUGGAGCGGAGCACGGAGAGCCCUUUGUCACAGGAAAUGGCAGAGAACACGACGGAGAGUGCUGUUUGGCAAAAGCCUCAGGGCGCAGCGGAGAAGCCACCGAAACAGAAGAUCGAGAAGACAAUUGAGAACCUAGUGAGAAAAAUGGAGAAUACCAUGCGAAACCCUGCACAACAAAGAGUAGAGAAUACUGUAGAGAAAUCAGUGAGACAGACCCUUGAGAACACAGCUGUGAGACAGAACAGUAAGAACACUGCUGAGAGCCCAGUGAAACAGAGGAUAGCAAGUAACGCUUUGCUCAGAGCUACCUGGUUCAACCAAACCCGGGAGCGCGGCCCGGAAGGAACCGAGCACUGGAGGCCCUCGUUUGACAAAACAUCCCCAACCGACCAGCUGUAUGACAUCAGAGUUUUGGGGGAUUCCAGAGAAGGGACGGAGGAAGAGGAUGAGGAAGAUUGUGUUGUCAGGGCAACUCUUGGCAAGGGUUUCCGGGCCAGAGCUCAGAGCUUCUACAGCAUCUGUUCCAUUGACGUAGAUGACCUCAACUCUGACCAAUCGCAGACAAUGGAAUAUACUAAAUAUACAGCCAAACCUACAGCAGUCCAAUCAAACACAGCCGAACCUACAGCAGUCCAAUCAAACACAGCCGAACCUACAGUCUCUAUUCUUUCGCAUACAGACAAACCUAUAGCCCCUGUCCAAUCACACAUAGCUGAACCUACAGCCUCUAUCCAAUCACAUAUAGCCAAACCUAGAGGCUCUGUCCAAUCACACAUAGCUGAACCUACAGCCUCUAUCCAAUCACAUAUAGCCAAACCUAGACGCUCUGUCCAAUCACAAAUAAUUGAACCUAGAACUCCUGUCCAGUCAUUCAUGGACAAACCUACAGCUAUCCAGUCACAUUCAGUGGAACAUACAGAGUCUAUCCGAUUGACUACAAAAGAGCCUACAGCCAGUGACCAAUCACACAGAGUGGAACCUUCAAAGCCUGGCCUGUCAUAUGCGUCUGAACCCAUGGUUUUUGAUCAAACGCAAACUGUUGAAUCUACUGCCAUCGACCAGUCACCAACAUUGGAGCCUAGACCAUUUAACCAAUCCUACUGUGUUCCCCCUCAGGCAGCCGAACGGGUCAGCCCUAUCACCCGCAGAGACACCAGUACCCAGCUGAUAACAACGGACAUUACAGCUCCCGCCCUGCUUGAGCUGACAACAUGCCGGCUGGUGGAUGUGAACAUGAAAGACGGCAUGAAUGAGGAGAAUAGCAGUCUCAUGUCCACAGGGAAGACAGUCGACAGCAGUCAGCCGGGAGAGAACGCAACAAGGGACUUGAACCUCUCUCGUAUCACUGUUCCCACCCCCACAGAGCCCUGCCCUCAUAUCUCUACCCUUACAGAAGAGCAGCUCACACCCAGCCGUUGUCUUAGUCGUAGCCUCAACUCCAAUCCUAGCCCCAACUCAAGUCCCGUGCUCAGAGAAGUGAAUGAGGCAGUACUUGUGGAGGAAAUGGAGGGGAUAGAGGUGAACCAGGCUGUCUCGGGGAGUGGGAUUAGUGAGGGGCUGAUAGGACAGAUGGAGGACGAGGCCUGGCUCAGAGAUGCAGCAGAGACCAUGCUAAUCGAGGUGUCUUCAGCCUCCGUGCUAACCACAGUCUGCUCAAUGUCUCCACCCAUGAGCUGUACUGUCCGCUCAAUCAAAUUGAAUGACACUGAAGCCAAGUCUGACCAAACCAUAACACAGCUGAAUACUUGGACAACUAAAGUGGAUGAUCUUUGCCCUGCUGAUGACUCAGAGCUCAUAGACUGGCCAGUCCAGGUGGAGACUAAAGUGGAAACAAAGAAAGAGACAGAAAUAGAUCUAAAACGAAAACCUGGAGAGAAAAUGGCUGCCGUCACUUGUCAACUAAUUAGAGAAGGCCACCGUGUUUCUCAGAGCAGCUUUUUCUCUCAAGACUGUAGAGACAAGAGAGUGAGCGGACAUCUUUCCAAGGACAUUAGUGAGGACAUAGAGAGCAGACAACCUUCCAAGGACAUUAGUGAGGACAUAGAGAGCAACCAGCUUUCCAAGGAUUUUAGUGAGGACAUAGAGAGUAGACAACCUUUCAAGGACUUUAGUGAGGUCAUAGAGAGCAGACAACCUUCCAAGGACUUUACUGAGGAUAUAGAGAGCAACCGUCUUUCCAAGGACUUCAGUGAGGAUAUAGAGAGCAGCCGUCUUUCCAAGGACUUCAGUGAGGAUAUAGAGAGCAGACAACUUUCCCAGGACUUCAGUAAGGAUUUAGAGAGCAACCUUCUUUCCAAGGACUUCAGUGAGGAUAUAGAGAGCAGCCGUCUUUCCAAGGACUUCAGUGAGGAUUUAGAGAGCAGACAACUUUCCAAGGACUUCAGUGAGGAUAUAGAGAGCAACCAUCUUUCCAUAAACUUUAGUGAGAAUGCAGAAACCAGCCAUGUUUCUCAUGGUUGUGAUGAGAGUGACAGUGACCAUCUCUCUAAGGAAACCGGAGCCUCUACUCAGCACCAGCCUAGUGGGGACAUUUCCAGUCCUGAACAGCCCUGCAAAGUUUCUCCAUCCUUAAGAUGGAGUUUAGAGGAGAGUGGAGGGAGGUUAGGCUGUGACUCAGAGACAGUUACUGAACCCAUGGACUGCAGAAAGCAGGCAGAGGAGAGCACUGAUAACAGCGCACACACUGAAGACGGAACACACACUGAAGACGGAACACACACUGUGGAUAACGGGCACAGUGAAAACGGGAUACACACUGUGGACGGAACCGGUGCAGAGAACUGUGAAGAAACUCUGACCGGGAGUCAUGCUGCAACACAAAAUGACCUGGAUGUGGAAAACCCAGACACUUCCCUCCCAGAGGAAUGUGUUCCUGCAGCCGGCAACGAUAGUGUGUUUGAUAACAGCAAUGUAGGAACACAACCUGACAGUAGUUUACAGACUCUCCCUGGGGGUGCAGACUGUAGGGACUUGGCACCAGCUAACAGUUUGUGUUACCCCCCUCUUACAUUUGGUCCUGGCCCGUUUGCAGAACAGGCGUUCAGUUACCACAGCGAUGACUGUUCGGCUGUGGACCACCCUGAAGGGCAUGGCCGGACUACAGAUUUGUUUUCACUGACAAAGGUGUACGGGGUGGACCCUGAUCAGAUUGACAUGUAUGCCUCCACCCCCUCCUACCAGAUACAGUUCCUGGGUCAGGGGUCACUGACCGACCUUACAGAGGUGGGCACUUUGGGGGUUGUAGGUCAGGAUGAGGAGGGCGGCAUGGUGGACAUGGUAUCAGAGCUGCUGGGAGAGGAACCUACCGCCUCUGGCCUCCACCCCACUGCUUGGACGCAUUCAGGCCCAGGGCCGGUGGAGGGCUGUGGAGGAUGGGCCCGGGGUGUGGGUGAGCCCCCUGGCACCAUCGCCCUGCUGGACGCCAUCACCACCUACAGCCCUCUGCUGCCUCAGGACACCUGUCUCUGGGAAUGGCGUCAUCAGUACCAGCCUGAAUCCACCCCGGUGUCUGAGCUCAACCCCAACGCUCAGGUAUGGGCCAACCACCCUUUCAGUCAGGACCCCUCAGAGCUUUACGCCGACGCCCUCCAACCAUGGCUGCCGGUGCCCUGUCACCCUGACACCCAGGAAGUACCUAAUCCCAACACAGACGAGGCUCAGCUGGAACCCAGUGCUGUAGAAUUCCCUGCGGUCACCAUGGAAAGCCUGCCAGCCAAUGGCCUGGUCGGGUACAGCUGUGUCUCAGAGGAGCUCAUGGCCCAGCUGAAGAGCUCUCUGGAGUCCUGCCUGUCACGGGAGAACCUGGCCAACGACCUCUACCUCAUAUCCCAGAUGGACAGCGACCAGUAUGUUUCCAUAGCAACGCUCGCCAACCUCGACCACAUCAAGGAGCUCAGUACGGACUUAGAGCUUAUCUCUGAUAUCCUGAAGUCGUUGCCGCUGGUAGAAAUGGCAGAAUGCGGGCAGAAGGUGAGACCCAAUCAGGGUCGCUGUAUCGUCAUCCUCAGAGAGAUCCCAGAGACCACACCCCCUGAGGAGGUGAAGGCUCUGUUUGCUUGUGAAAGCCUCCCCAAGUUCCAGAGCUGUGAGUUUGCCCAAAAUGACAACUGGUUCAUCACCUUCAGCUCAGAGGCUGACGCUCAGCAGGCUUUUCAGUAUCUUAGAGAGGAGGUUAGAACGUUCCAGGGGAAACCUAUCAAGGCACGGAUCAAGGCCAGGGUGAUGGCAGCCAUGUCUUACGCUCCAAAGAACGACUACAGGCCCCUCCCCAUGGACCACUGUACCAAUCAACAGCCUUACAGCUCGUACUACGCCUCGCCCACUUUCCAGCAGCCCGUCCCACAGCUUUACCAAUUGACCAACCAGAGCCUGGCUGUCAUGGCCGGAUACACAGACCCCGCCCUGAUGGCGUCGUUCCCGGGGUUUAUGGAGGGCUUCCCAGAAGGCCCCAGUUUCAAACCGCCCUCUUCCUACAGACACAGUAGGGGCUGUCACCGUGGGCAGCGGCAGCAGAGACGGUGGUCUGGGGACAGGGGACUUCUGGGAAACCCCCACUUCUUCCAGGAGCGCGGACCAACAGAAUGUAUCCCUGGCCCUCCCAGGCAGGGACGGCAAAGGUUACCAGGCAACGGCCGUAAGGACGGAGAAGGGGGUCGACGUGACGGAAGGGGUGGGUCAGGGUCCUCCCCCAGCACUGACAGAGGAAGGAGAGGCGCUGUUGGUCAAAGGAGAAGAAGAGAUGAUAAGUACACUAGAGCCCCUGCCCAGUCGCCCCCUCGCUCGACGUCUCCCAGUCUGGAGCUCGGACUCGCCAGCUUCCCCCCGCUGUCCUUGGCCAUACCUACCGCUGAACCUGUUGUGACCAGCAAGCAAGGGUCAGCCGGCAAUCACAAGAGUGCAAUUACAGACAGCAUUACCAGCCAGUCAACGACUGUGACAUCACAGGGCCUUGAGCCUAUCACAGCCUUUCCUCAGAUAACCCUUCCCAUGGUUCUAAAGGAGAACACCGCUUCUCCGAAGGGGAUCAAAGCAGCUCCUUCGGCCGUUGAAGAACCGUUUCAGGGCGUGGAGGAGAAUGGACCAGCAGCGGAGUCCAAGAAGCCGAGCUACGCUGAGAUCUGCCAAAGGAUACGAGCCAAUCAGACGCAUCAUGCAAAGCUAAAUGAUCACACACCCUUAGGGGGGGAACUUGUCCCAGCCUAUCCUGCACAGGAUCCUAAGCCAGCCCAGUUACAACCCUUACCAGAGUGACGUCCUCACUCUGGGCUGAGGGAAAGAAGAGAAAGACGUUUUUCAACACAAAGGGGGGGAAAAGGAGCUAUACCCGUGGUUAUGAUGUUAUUUAAGAGCAAGAUGUGAGCCAAGUAGUACCCAUGUUUUUCUUUGCUGUCUGUCUAUUAGUUUUCUGUCUGUCUGACUGACUGACCUCUCUAAAUACUUUAAGUUACUUACCUCUCUAAAUACUUUACUUGUUUUAUUGAUUUUUUUUGUUAAUGAAUAUUUGGAGGAUCUGACAUCAGACUGCUGUUUUAAUUCCACAGUCUAAAUAACUUGAAUAACUGGAAAAGUUACAGUAGCUACAAACAGUCAGACAAUAAUUGCUGAGAGGCUAAAACACUGAUAUUAACCUUUGUUUUUGCAUGAGUUUUAGAUUUAAUUUACUGACUUACAGUGUGGUUAGACAGAGUGCCUUCAGUUUAACUGGUUUGUGUAGAUUUGGGUUCAGGGAGGGGAGCAUGUCAGUUACACACUGACUUCAAUUGAGAACCAUCUCAGGGGUUGUUUCUGUAUACAUAAAACACUGGUUACAUUAGUUAACAAGUUGAAUUUAAUUUGAAUUAGGGAAGGGGAUUAAAGCAGAUUGUGGAGAGGUUUGUGUGGAAAGUUUUCAAUUUCCAUUUCCUGUGUUUGAGAUUUAGUUUGUUAACUUGAUUAUACAGAUGCAGAGUUGAGGCACAGUUUAAAAAAGGUUAUUGUUUGAUUUUGUUCUGUACAGUUGUAAAUAAUUUCACUAAUGUGAUUAAACAAGUGCCUUAAA